Suillus clintonianus is the source of this 1698-nucleotide messenger RNA. RefSeq lists its product as uncharacterized. Gene Ontology annotation, molecular function: protein binding. The record is from RefSeq and is a predicted model, not a curated record. NCBI's taxonomy places the organism in Eukaryota, Fungi, Basidiomycota, Agaricomycetes, Boletales, Suillaceae. The transcript is spliced from 9 exons. Bases 40 to 1626 code for a protein of 528 amino acids. Gene Ontology annotation, cellular component: NuA4 histone acetyltransferase complex.
CAACGAUCGACACGACCGUCACGAGCAGCCUGGGUAGACAUGAGUUCAUUGACCAACGUAGAAUGUCUGUUGCUCGCACAAGCAGUGUACGACUACGGUGCGAAUGCUUGGCCGCAAGUCUCAAAACUUCUAUCAAAACAUCCUAUCAUCUCUCGCCCAAAGAACUUCUUUUCCACUAAUUCUUGUCGCGAUAUAUACAUUCGCCUGAUGAAUGAUGCUCAGCUUGAGUGCCCCGAGUCUGAUGCGAAUAGUCCGCAUGCUCUUAUAAAUCUCAAGCUUGCACAGAAAUUCUAUAGCGCACGCCUUCUGGAGUUGCGUGACUUGAUUGCAGCAGAGGAAGUCAAAUUCAAGACCAUCGUCGCAGAAAUUCAGGACAUCCGGGCUGGGAAAUGGGACGAUAAGAUUCGUGCCAAGCUCUCCGGUACAGAAAUCGAGCCCGAGUCAGAGCACGAUAUUACCCAGAGAGAAACAGCUGUUGAACCCGAGGUCUCGCAUGAGAUCCAGGAGCAAGAGCGUGAACCUACCCCCCAGCCACAAGAAGAAGAAGAAGCCCCUGUGCAGGAACCCGAGAACGACGUCGAGCCUGAACAAGCCCCUGAACCAGUGCCUGUGGAAACAGAAUUUCCUCACCCGCCACAAACAGAGGAACACGAGCCUGAGAAUGUCGAGCAGCCAAUCGAAGUCGACGAACCUGUAGCCUCAACCCAAGAGGAGGAGAUAGAACAGUUUGAAUGGGAGCAGCAGCCCGCAUCCCCAGAUGACGAGGCAAGUGAGAUAGAAGCGAUACUUACACCCGAAGCUCCAGAGGGGUCCGUUGAGGAAGAAGCCAGUGAACAAUCGCCCAAACACGAGGACGAGUCACCUGUCCAUGAGGAAGAGACGCUCGAACGUGAAGAGGAGGAGGAGGAAGAAGAGGAGGAGGAAGAGGAGGAAGAGGACGCGUCCCCCGCGCAAGACACGAAACCCUCCCACACUGAACCAGAGCAAGAGACAUUCAUGGAUGUCGACGCAGAGGAGCAGGACCUGUCUGUUGAUACUGAGACGAGUUCACAAGUCAAACGCAAGGUAGACGAAGUGGACGACGGCGACGGCGCCGAAGAACCCGAGAAGAAGCGUUUGCGUGAGGAGAGCUCACCCCCGACACCAGGGGAGGAUGAACCAGCAACCACACGUCCCAGGCGCGACACAACAGACAGCGAGCAACACCCCUCCACAACCCUCCAAUCCACUCCAUCCGGCUCUACCGCCCAAUCCACCGCCCAAACUCAAUCCAUUCCUAACAAGCGUUUCCAGGCUGUCAUCACCCUUCUACACUCUCAAAUAUCACAACACCGCAACGGUAACAUCUUCCACAAUCCUAUAAAACCAACCGAAGCGCCCGAUUACCACGAUAUCAUCAAACGCCCCAUGGAUUUGAAAACGAUCAAAGCAAGGAUCAAAGAUGGAGUUAUCAGAACCUCGAGGGAUUUCCAGAGGGAUGUAUUUCUGAUGUUUGCGAAUGCGAUGAUGUAUAAUAGGCCAGGGAGUGAUAUCGCAUUGAUGGCGGAAGAGAUGAUGCUUGAGAGCGAGGGUCAUAUCAAUUCCUUCCGGCAAACAGAAGGCUACAUACGCAACACCCGCGCGUGAACCAGUGCUAGGGGAAAGUUUACACGCAUACAUACUUUCCAAUGGAGACGCAACGCUUGUCGCACGCUUUGC